Messenger RNA from Solanum dulcamara, 893 nucleotides. Its product is annotated as photosynthetic NDH subunit of subcomplex B 4, chloroplastic-like. The transcript is spliced from 6 exons. Gene Ontology annotation, cellular component: NAD(P)H dehydrogenase complex (plastoquinone); chloroplast thylakoid membrane. Bases 101 to 454 code for a protein of 117 amino acids. The record is from RefSeq and is a predicted model, not a curated record. Gene Ontology annotation, biological process: photosynthetic electron transport in photosystem I. Lineage: Eukaryota; Viridiplantae; Streptophyta; Magnoliopsida; Solanales; Solanaceae.
GCACAAGAGUCUCUUUUCUUAUUUGUUUUCCUAAGCUUAUAACUAGGAUAAAAGGAAUAGAGGAAGGCAAAAUAAUUAUCCCAAACUCAGAUCAUCUGUAAUGAGCUUCACAGUCGUCAAACCCUUUAUUCCUAGUCCUAGAUUGGAGUUGCACCCUUUCACUAAAUUAGUUAAACAACUUAGGCAUUGUUCAAGCUCAGCGUUUGGAAAUGCAGGCAGGAGGCACAAGAUUCAAGUUCAAAAAAAUUGUGUUUUUAGAGUGAAGGUACUCCCGGAUUGGCCAUUAAUGGCAGCAUUAAUUGAACAUAUAGAAGGUCAAAGAGACCUCAUAACUCACAAAUCUGCUUGGCAUCUUAGUGACGAAGCCAUGAAGUUUGUUUACACAUUUUACAACAUGUUCACUCUUUGGGGAUGCAGUUUCUUCGGUUCUACCAAGGAUCCCUACUAUGAUUAAGAACAAUAUAGAGGAGAUGGAGGUGAUGGUACUGGACAUUAGGUCUAUGAGAAGAUAUCUUUACAAGGCGUAAGGCUAGGAUUUUUGUCUAUCAAAAUGUAUAGAGAGUGACACUAUGAAUCCAAUUUUGUGGUGGUGCAUCAAGAAGACAUUGAAGAAAUAGCAAGAGUAGAGCUGUGGCACGAGGAACUGAUAGAGGAGAUUGAACAAAAGGUUGGGGGUCUUCGAGAGCUUGAAAAAGCUGGGAAGAAGGAACUACUGGUCAAAUGCUCAUCUCUAUGUAUAUAGCUUCAUGUGCUAAGAACAAACUUUAUGAUGCUUCCCAGUUAUGUAUUUACAAUAUGACUUCCAGUUCCAUAAUAUAGACAGAGAGAGAAUAUCCAACAAGAAAAUUAUGAUUUGUUCAUUUGCAACAUGGUUUGUUUUCCCUUCGGUGUUA